Molecule: messenger RNA, 735 nt
Organism: Linnemannia hyalina
Lineage: Eukaryota; Fungi; Mortierellomycota; Mortierellomycetes; Mortierellales; Mortierellaceae
Source: the annotation of a GenBank genome assembly
AUGUUAAUACCUCCAGAACAGUUUGGAAUCGUAGAACCAGGGCUCUACAGGUCCGACACCCUCCACCCAUCCCACUUUCCAUUCAUCCGUUCCCUCAACCUCAAAACCGCUAUCCUCCUCACCCCCGAGUUGCCCUCAAGAGCAAUGUCCAAUUUCUUUGAAGAGAACCAAAUCCGGUUGGUUGAUCUCGCGCUUGGCUCUUGGAAGAAUAAUACCAACAGCAACAACAGCAGCAGCAGCGGCGGGAAUAAUCCGGAUGGGUCAGGGACAGGACAGGGAGGAGCGGGUGGCGAUUCUUCAACGAGUGGAGGUGGUGGAGGAGGAGUGAACACAGUUACGUUGACGACACCUUCAAUCCCGGCGGCGCCUUUCCAGACCAGUUGGUGGAAGCCCCUGAGCGAGGAGCUGAUCAAGGAGGGCCUGGAGAUGAUCCUGGAUGUCAACAACUACCCCAUCAUGGUCAUGGACACUUCGAUCAUUGUCGAAUACCGCGCCUACGCGGGAAACAAGGCCCGGUAUGUCAAUGAACAGUUCAUUGAACUCUUUGAUAUUGACUGGAUCACUCUCCCGGCCAGUUUGCCUACUUGGUGGAUCGAGCAGGAGGCCAUGUGGCAUGAGGAGGAAGAGGAGAGAGAAAUGCAGUUACAGCAGGAGCGGGAAGCAGAAGCAGAUCGUCAACAGGAGGAUCUGAACCAAUUGACCAUCACAUCAGCCACAGCCUUCUUUUCCUCAUAG